Molecule: messenger RNA, 1571 nt
Organism: Danio aesculapii
Lineage: Eukaryota; Metazoa; Chordata; Actinopteri; Cypriniformes; Danionidae
Gene: lrrc74b
Product: leucine rich repeat containing 74B
Exons: 10
Coding region: 76-1395 (439 amino acids)
Molecular function (GO): protein binding
Source: RefSeq, a predicted model, not a curated record
UUUAGUUUUGAGGGAAACUCAAAGUCUUAAGAUUCAUUUGCAAAGCUAUCAGAAAGUCACAAAAAGAUAAAUAGAAUGGUAGCUGGCAAAAAGGUAGCAAAAGAAAGUGUCCUUCCAUCAGUGUAUGAAGAUGGAGAUGAAGGUGGACAGGAGGAGGAUUUGGGAGGAAUCGCAAGCAGGCCCGUCAGCAGACCGAGGAGUCUCUACAGCAGAGGAAGUGUGGAUGGUCAAAGGGUCUCCAGAUCCUCCAGUCUGCAAUACAGCAUCAGCUCAGGCCAUCAGGAUGAAGAGCGGACUACUGAAGAUGAAGAUAAAGAUGAAGAUAAAGGUGGAGGAGAGCAGCAGCAGGCAGAUGAGGAGGAUCUCGCCUCAGACCUGGAGCUGGACACAUUUCACAAUAAAAAGCAAGCAUAUGACCACACAGGCCAGUCUCGCUACAGAGAGGCUUGUAAGAUGCUGAAUGUAAUUCCAGUCUCCUGCUUCCUGCGAAAUAUCAACCAGAGCGAAGUCAACAUGAUGCACCGUGGGCUUGGUGCACAGGGCACCAAAGCUCUGGCGAUUUCUUUAGUGACCAACACCUCCAUCCUGAAGCUGAAUCUGCGAGACAACUGGAUGGAGGGAGCAGGAGCAGCUGCCAUUGCUGACAUGCUAAAAGAGAAUUGCUACAUCACAGAAAUUGAUUUGUCAGAAAACCGGAUGGGUGAAUACGGAGCCAGGGCUUUGUCCAGCAUGCUGUUGGAAAACGGCACCUUAUUCUCUGUCAACCUCUCCGGAAACCAUCUGGAUGAGCGAGCGGCCAAACACCUGUCUCCAGCUCUGAUGGCCAACCAGAAACUGCAGCACCUCGACCUGAGUCACAACACACUUACAGAUACAGCAGGGGAAAUCCUGGGUGCUGCUAUUGCCGAAAACACAGGACUGAAGGCACUCAAUCUGGCUUGGAACUGCAUUCGAGGAAAAGGAGCCAUUGCAUUUGCUAAAGGCCUGGAGGGAAAUAUCUUCUUACGGAGCGUGGAUUUAUCAUACAAUGGACUGGGCAAAGACGGAGCUGUAGCUUUAGAGGAAGCUCUCAAACAGAACAAUACACUGGAGGAUCUGAACAUCAGCAAUAAUCGCAUACCGUUUGAAGGAGCCAUCCAUUUAGCGCUAGGCCUCAAAGUGAACACAACUCUACGAAUUCUCAAAAUGUCUAGGAAUCCAAUCCAGUCAGCCGGAUGCUUCGCUAUUCUGAAAUCCGUUCAAGCUAACCCAGAAUCUGCAGCUGAGCUCUUAGACUUUUCUGACAUUUGUGUGGACCAAGAAUUCGAGGAUUUGUACAAAAGCACCAAAGAAGCCUUCCCAAGCCUCCAAGUAAAACACGGCGGGAAAAUGAACGCUCCAUUUAAAAAGAGCUGAGAGUUACUCAAAAAACACAAUCUGGACACUCCAUCGGUAAUCAUAUAUAUACAGUUAAAGUCAAAAUGAUUAGCCCUCCUCUGAUUUUUUUUUUCCCAAAUGUUUAAUAGAGCAAGGAAUUUUUCACAGUAUUUCCUAUAAUAUUAUUUCUUCUGGAGAAAGUAUUAAUUGUUUUA